ACGCCUUUCGGUCGCCUCCGAUCUCGAGGGCAGAAGAGGAUGGCGGCGGAGACGACGAUGGGGUACGGUGGAGACGGCAUCGUGGCGGAGGCGGGAAUGGGGAUAGAAGCCUCGAUUCAGGCGCUGAACACCAUCAUCCAGCUCCACUUCGAGAAAAUCCUGGAGAAGAAGCGCGACGUGGACGCGCAGAAGAAGGAGAUGUGGCGCCUCUUCCAGCUCUUCUUCCUCUUCCUCGCAGUGGUCCUGGCGGCGCAGCUGGGGUCUCCGCCCGAACGCCUCCAGUGCCGCCACUGCUGGGCGCCCAUCGUCCUCCUCUCCCUUGGCCACCUCUCCUUCUACGUCGCCGUCGCGCAGAUCCUCCGCUGCAUCAACGGGUUCAAGUACCAGCGGCGCUGCCACAAACUCACCCUCGCGCUCGCCACCGACCGCCUCAAGCUCGUCAAGCUGCGAUUUGCCGCCUCCUCUGCUUCUGCCGGAGGCGUUCCCCCGCGGCUCCUGCCGGCGGACUUCGAGAUCCACUACCAGGAGCCGCCGGAAAGCUACUUUGGCAAGUUCAAGAGGAGUUGGGCGCUGCACUUCGGCUUCCUCAUGUUCACCUUCGGGUUCAUGGUCUCCGCCUCUGUUGUGCUGCUGUGCUUCUAGAUUCGGAUCCAGCCAUGGCGAGGUAUGCUUAGUUAGGAUUUGGUAGACUGAUGUAGUGUGUGAUCAUCAAAUGGAGAUUUUCAUGAGCCGCUGGCUGUCAGAUUCAUUGCAAUGUGAUCUUUUUUUGUCUUUAAAUCGCAUCCGAAAAACAAAUUCUUUCUGGUUGAAAUCGAUGAGAAGUUAGCAAAU
Zingiber officinale is the source of this 831-nucleotide messenger RNA. RefSeq lists its product as uncharacterized. The record is from RefSeq and is a predicted model, not a curated record. The coding region runs from base 40 to 642 and encodes 200 amino acids. Lineage: Eukaryota; Viridiplantae; Streptophyta; Magnoliopsida; Zingiberales; Zingiberaceae. The transcript has a single exon.